Messenger RNA from Penicillium manginii, 1575 nucleotides. RefSeq lists its product as uncharacterized. NCBI's taxonomy places the organism in Eukaryota, Fungi, Ascomycota, Eurotiomycetes, Eurotiales, Aspergillaceae. Gene Ontology annotation, molecular function: DNA-binding transcription factor activity; protein dimerization activity. Gene Ontology annotation, biological process: positive regulation of transcription by RNA polymerase II. The transcript is spliced from 3 exons. Gene Ontology annotation, cellular component: RNA polymerase II transcription regulator complex. The record is from RefSeq and is a predicted model, not a curated record. Bases 1 to 1575 code for a protein of 524 amino acids.
AUGGACUCCCUCACUCAUCGGCCAUGGGAGCAUCAAGCUCCUCAACCUCCGGGCCCCCAAACCCCCAGUUCCUCUCAGACUCUGCCUUCCAUAUCAACCUUGACCGCGAACAUGAAUGGGGCAUCGGGCCCUGGCCCUGUCCCCACAGAGAAAUCUCCUGGGAACUCUUCUCUCAACACUAUCGAACGGGAUUCGGGGAAUUGGUCCAUGCCACAAAGCACUAGAUCUUCUACCUACUCAACCGCGACCAAUGGCACUGCCAAUCAUCAUAACCAAGUCCAUAAUCAGAACAACAACUAUCCCUCGUUGAACUUCCUCACCUCCACCUCCCAGCCCUCUCCCAACCGGAAUCACGUCGUGCCAGACCGGUCGCCCUACGCUCACGACCAAUCGACCACUCCCUCCUCCGCCGGCGCAAAUCACCCCUCGCCCGGUUUCCACUCGUCGCAGCCCAAUUCCGCCCUACCUUCCAUCAAUCAGAACUAUGACGCUUCCUCACAGCGGGGGAGUGUGGUCGAUGUCUCCGAGUCGCGACGUAGCAGCGUCGAUAGUCGCAUGAAUCAAGGCAUCAGCUCCUUGGCUAUCAACCCGGCCUCCCCGUAUCACAGCACCAAUGCUUCGCAAUCCUCCAUCGUCUCGAGUCUCCAGCGCGAGCGCGGGAUCACCAAUGAUGCAAACUCCUAUCGAGGACCGCGAUAUUCGGGAGGGAGCCAGCCCUUGUCGCCCUUAGGACCUCGGCCCAGUGAACUUCGAAAUUUCGCAGCCGGUCGCACGGCACCGGCCAUUUCCUCGAAUCCUCGAUCCGAGAUUUAUAACGCCGAGGCGCCCACGGCUGGUAUGGCCUAUGCCUUCCCCGACCCGGACGUCGCGCGAUCAAGCUCCAUUUCCUCCAAUGAGAAGUCCAAUCCACCUUUCUCCAGGAAGGGCAGCACAGCAGAAUCACUCAGCAGCUUAUACUCAGAGUCGCGUAUGCCGCGAGGACAACAUGAACUGCCUCCAAAUGUACACCACCACUCUCUACAGCACAAGCAGGUCCGCGAUUUGAUAGGCGAGGCGGAUCCAUCCGGAAACACACCCUACAGUCGGACUCCCGAAUUACGCGUCACACAUAAACUCGCCGAGAGGAAGCGCCGGAGUGAGAUGAAAGACUGUUUCGAGGCCCUCCGCGUCCGCCUUCCUCAUGCCCAGAACAACAAGUCGAGCAAAUGGGAGACCUUAACUCGAGCGAUCGAGUAUAUCAGCUCGCUGGAGAAAUCGGUCGGUCAGAUGCGUCGUGAAACCUCCCUCCUCCGCAACGAGGUGGACGAGCUACGCGCCCAAUUGAACCAACAGCAAGGCAAUGGGCCUUCGCGAUCGGCUUCCAUCUAUGAGCACCCAAUGGUAGCGACACCUACGAAUGGGCAGCCUCCGCCAGGUUCAGCUUUUGCCCAAUUCGGGAACGGAGUACACCAGAUGGAGCAGCAGCAGCAGCAACAGCAGCAGCAGCAACAGCACCAGCCGCGCACACUACCUCCCCUGAUGAAUGGCUCCGUUGCCCCGAUGCAGGGAAUCCAGUAUACCGAUGAGCGACGGUGA